CAAAGAGAUUAGCAAAGUGGUUGACAAAGUCAAGCUCAGCUCCCAUCCUUAAAACCACACACAUGUUUCUUCUCUUCUCUUCCCCAUGUUUGGUCUCUCUCUCUCUCUAAGUGAAAAAAAUAAUUGAGAGUUAAAUGGGAAGAGCACCUUGUUGUGACAAAAGUAAGGUGAAGAGGGGGCCAUGGUCUCCUCAAGAAGACUCCACUCUUAGAGACUAUGUUGAGAAACACGGCACUGCUGGAAGCUGGAUUUCUUUGCCUCAAAAAGCAGGGCUGAAGCGAUGCGGCAAGAGCUGUCGGCUGAGAUGGCUAAAUUACCUUAGGCCCAACAUCAAGCAUGGCGGCUUCACUCACCAAGAAGACACCAUCAUACUCGCACUCUAUCAUAACAUCGGAAGCAGGUGGUCAGUGAUAGCUUCACAGCUCCCAGGAAGAACAGACAACGACGUCAAGAACUACUGGAACACCAAGUUGAAAAAGAAGUUAGCAACCAACCACCUCGCCGCCGCCGCCGCCAUUAACUCAAACAUGUUGCCCUACUUUCCCGUUGAUGCCAACUCCUAUCAACACUCUCAGAUCUCACUUCCCGCCCUCGUCGAAGCGCCGGAAAACGCUCUGCUUCCUUCUGCUCCGGCGACUCUCUCUCCACCAUUUAUCAAUGCAGAUGGAUCAUGCGAAGACGACGCCUUUCUGCUUGACUUCAUGCCUAAUUAUGAUCUUCUCGAUGCCUUUGAUUUCCAUGACAAGUUCAAUCAUCAAAUUGAUUACCAUCUCCAACAGGAGCAGCCCAUCUAUCAAAGUUUUACGUAUUAAUUAAGUAAUGAAAAAGGGAUGAGAUGUUUAAUCGUUAUGUAAUAAUGUGAUUUUAGGAUGUAAAGUCUUUCCAGCUGAAAUUUAAUUAGUGGUAAUGGAUAUGUUUAGUUGAUUAGUUUAUUUAUGUGGUGUGUUUAAAUUAUUAUUAGCUAUAUAUGUUGUUGUAGUUGUUUAAGAUAUCAUUUUGUGAUUGCGAAAAUAAUUCUACUUUUUUC
Molecule: messenger RNA, 1027 nt
Organism: Salvia miltiorrhiza (redroot sage)
Lineage: Eukaryota; Viridiplantae; Streptophyta; Magnoliopsida; Lamiales; Lamiaceae
Product: transcription factor MYB36-like
Exons: 3
Coding region: 135-812 (225 amino acids)
Source: RefSeq, a predicted model, not a curated record